This is a messenger RNA of Dermatophagoides pteronyssinus (European house dust mite), 732 nucleotides long. RefSeq lists its product as uncharacterized. The record is from RefSeq and is a predicted model, not a curated record. NCBI's taxonomy places the organism in Eukaryota, Metazoa, Arthropoda, Arachnida, Sarcoptiformes, Pyroglyphidae.
ACGACGGUUGGAUAUUUCUUAGAUUAAAAUUUUUCACUUUUAUUUGUUUAUCUAAGAUAAGAACAAAAAUGAUAUUUUGUUUUAAAUCACUUCGUGAUGGUGAAUGUUUUUGUUCACGUUACGAUGAAAAUCGUCAGACAAUGUUUUAUUGUGGAUUUUUUACAACUAUUGCUGGUUUUAUUUGGUUUAUCAUUGGUUUCACUAUACGAUGUGCAUUUUUUGCCGAAGCAUUUGGACCAUCAGUCGAUGCUGUUGCUUGUGGUAUUAUGGUCGUCGGUUUGAUGAUUCUAGUGAUCGGUUUAUUCUCCACAAUCAGUAUUGUAUGUACAUCAAAAACAAAUAAUAAAACGAGUUGUGUAUCCUCAUCAACAACGAAUUUAUCCUCGAAUAAUUCUCAUCAUUACCAUCAACAUCAUGGAUCUAGAAAAUAUCGUAAUGAACGACAACAAACAUUUGAUGAUACAACAGCAAUAGCUACUGAAAUUUACGGUCAUUCAACACCUACUCAUUAUAGUCCACAAACGGCAUCAUUCAGUAGUGAUUCAACCAAUGAAUUGAAUACAUCAUAUGAAACAUCAACAACAACAGCAGCCAUAUCUCCAUCGACAUCCGUAUCAUCAGCGAAAAAUCCACAUGCACAACAUCAUAGCUUUAGACCUAAUAUCGCAAUGAUUGCAUAAAAAAAACAAGAAAAUAUGAUUAUUUUGGCACUACUCAUUAAAUUCAUCAAUU